UGAGCUGUGGAGCAUCUGCAGUGCGCGUCGUGUGUUAUGUUGUGAGCGGUUUUGUUACGAAUGAUUUUUAACUAAAAGUUUGUGAUCAGUAGUCAUGAAAAUAUUUAAGCAUGACACUUAAAAGUCAACGUACACGCGUUGCGAUUUCCUGUCAAGUAUAAAUGAAAAAAAAGUCCGCUCUUUUGCAAGAAAAACGUUGUUUCUUUGCGAUAUCAUUGUAUUGCUCGUAGAGCGGGAACCAUCGAAAAACGUACAAUGGCAGAUUUCGAUGCGAUCUACGAGGAAGAGGAAGAAAAUGAACAAAAUUUGGAAGAACAUUAUGUGACGAUGGUGCCAGAUCCCAUAGUUAUUCGCGGAGCUGGUAAUAUGACUGUAUUUGGACUUAGCAAUCGUUUCGAAUCAGAAUUUCCAAACGGCCUGGUGUCACGCGUUGCUCCGGAAGAAUUCAAGGCAACCGUCAUGAGAAUGAAUAGUGUACUCAAAAAAACUUUGCCAGUUAAUGUUAAGUGGUUAUUUUGUGGUUGCGUUUGCUGCUGUUGUACAUUAGGUUGUUCUCUUUGGCCUGUCAUCUGUUUGAGUAAAAGAACGCAACACUCGCUAAAUAAAUUGCUAGAAUGGGAAAACAGUAGGCUUUACCAUAAACUUGGAUUGCAUUGGAAACUAGCGAAACAGAGAUGUGAUACUUCGUCCAUGAUGGAAUAUGUUCUUUUAAUUGAAUUUAUUCCAAAAAUACCCAUAUACAAACCCGAUUAAAGUUAAAAUCUGGAUUCGUAUAUAACUUGUGCGUAUAACAAAUUGGUGAAAAUCAGAGACAUGCGAAAAAGCCAAAUAGUUUUUGGCUAAAUUUGAAACAAGCAUGUAAAGUGCUACUAUAGAGAUGGCGUUUGCGGGAUGCAUAUUUUUGUAAAUAUUAUAUGUAGGAUUGCACAGUACAAUAAUGAGAUGUGAACGUAAAAUAUCACAUAUUAGUUUCAUCCCAUAAAAUCUAUUUGGCAAGAUCUACAAACGUGGACAACUUAUUUAUUUAUUUUUUAUUAAGAAGAAUUUACUUUCCUUUUUAUUCAAUGUUUUACCAUUGGAAAAUGAAAAUCAAUUAGGUAUUUACACUCGCUAAUUUUUCAAAAUGUACACUUUUCAAGUAGACGUUAAGGUUUCAGGUAAGAAAUUAAUCUGAUACAGUACAACGAAUGCAUUGAUGUAUUUGUAACGUGAAGGAGAAAAAUAACCAUUGAGAAAUCUUUAUACGAAUCAUGGUAUAGAUGAUAAUUGACUAUAAGAUGAUGUUAAAAGCCCAAUUUGAUUUGCGUCAGAUAUAUUUGAAUAGAAUUUUUUCUAGUAUUUGCUUGCCUAAGGCCUGGGCCCAUUUCUUCUCUUGUGUUCCAAUUUGCUCAGUUCGUUACUUGAAAAAACACUCCUAAGUCCUCUUUGUAUGUGCCGAACGUACCAUGGUAACAGUUUUGGUUAGCCAUACUAUCCGUUGCACCAGUUAGCCUCAUCCUUCCAUCGUUUAGUCUUGAGAAUACAAUAGAAUGUAAAAGUUGAAUGCAUCAUACAAUAACUCAAUGCGAUAUUGACUAGUGCCCACUCCAUGACUCUCUGUUGCGAAGAUUAAGCUAAAGGCAGCUGGUGGAGGAGAAUGAAGACAUUCUACUAGCUUGCCUAGUUGCGAUGAUCAAAGAGAUGUCAGCCAUAAUUGAUACCAAAGUUCGAAUUUCUGCAGGUUCUCGUCUAUGGCUGGAAAGUGUACAAAAGUCCGUCUCACUGUCCACUUCUGAGAGUAUAGUUUAUCGGUUUUUAUAUAAUACAAUAGGGUUGUCAUUGGUCCUACAGUUUGAGGCACUGAGACUCUCUUUUCAAAUGGGAAUGAUGUACUCCGUAAAGACUGUAUUGGAACAGUUUUGGCGUCUUUUAAAUGUUGUUUCACUUUUCUAUACGCAAACAAUGGUGACCAAGUCUUAGUUCUUUUCAUCUUAAUGCAAAGCCCCGACAAAAAGUUCAAUGGAUUUGCAAUCUCAUACCAAUUCGCUGGGUCUCUUUGAUCAUAUCUUCCAAAAGUCAUUAUUCGCUGUUCUGGAUUCUAAUGUGCCUCCUGUUUGAUUAUAUUUUUGCUGAAGUACUGUGUAACGAGUAAAUAAAAUGUUAUGUAUUUGGUCUCCAAUACUGAGGUCUGUAAAGCCCGGCUCGGCAAAAAUUGUUAAUAAUAUUUUCUUAUGACUAAAAGCAAUAAAACGUAUUACUUUUACCUUCUUGCCAGUUUCUUGAACAAUCUGAAUCUUUUUUGACGUUGGGAUUUAUUCCAUCCACUACUGUGCGUCUUAGAACUCCAUCUGGGUUUUGUUCCUCUUUAACUUGCAUCGGAACUUGUUGCGCUUGCUCCAUAUUUAAUACAAUUAAUAUUAUUUACUGUUUUUACACAAAAGAAAUAGGAUGAUACGCAUAUUUAGAAGUACCGCUAGAUGUCCAGUUUGCUAGUCAUUAAAACAUACUUAUUGUCAACAAUUUUUGAUUCUUUGCUAAUAAUUUUUCAAAAUGUACACUUUUCAAGUAGACGUUAAGAUUUCAGGUAAGAAAUUAAUCUGAUACAGUACAACGAAUGCAUUGAUGUAUUUGUAACGUGAAGGGGAGAAAUAAUCAUUGGGAACUCUUUGUAUAAUUGCAACAUGCAAAAUGUUCAGAUUUGUACAUACUUAUGUAUAGAAUAUAGAAACUUAUUUUGUCUAUAGGUUGAUUUAUUACCAUGGUGAUAUUAGAAAGUACGACGCAUACAGAUAUGUUUCACUUUCUGGCAUAAAUUUGACACUAUAAUUUAAGAUAUUCAAUGUAAAGUUUCGUAUUAUAUAGUCGACAUUUGACCAAUGAUAUGAGAUGAAUUACUUUGCAUGCAACAAAGAAUUAAUUUUUCGGUUAAUGAUGACAUUCUAUAAAAUAAAAAAAAAAGAAUGCAAUUACUAUGUUAUUUGUACGUUCAGUAAAAGUUUAGGUAUUCUCCAUUAUAUGUUUGGUAUAGUGUUCGCUUGAAAUUUUAAUAAAUUUUUACUGUUUUAUCGUAUGAUUCUGCACAGGCACUUCUCUGAAAGAAAUAAUGCUCUUUGGAAUAAAAAUUUUUAUUGCCGUAAGAAAACAUGUAUGAAAACUUGAAAAGUAUUACAGAUCUUUAUGUUGCUAUUCAGUGGCUGUGAUUGAGAAUGCAAGACUAGUUUUCAAUUCAACGUGUACAUUAUAUAUCUCUUAAAGAUAACAUAUGUAUAUUUUUGUGCAUAAGCAUGGCAGCUCUUGGUUUCUACAACGUACGUACUUAAUUUGCAAAAUUCUUAACAAUAAUGGUAAUAUUUUAUACUAGAACAAUAAUACAAUAUCUGCUACAAUCAUUCACGCAAAUGUUCAUGUUUCGAUAAUUAAUUUUAGGAUAUAUUGUGUUGCACUUACUAAAUAAAUAUGUUAAAGCGAUUAGUUUCUAAACAAUUGCAAAUUAAAUGUGUUUAAUCAUUGAUAGAAAGUGUAACUAGUAAUAUAACAUACGCAACAUGAGUUUAAAAAUAUUAUAUAGAUAUUAUGAAAAUGUACUGUGCAAUGGAACCAUCGUGAAUGUAAAGAUGUUUGAUCAUUCGCACGUUUGAGAGUUAGAAAAGUAGAAAACUGUGCAGAAUUUAUAAAUGUAAAAAUCAACGUGCUUCUGUGCUGUGUAUUAGUAACUUGUACACGCAUAAUCAGUGCUUUUUAAUAUUUUUUUUCUCGCAAGAAUUAUAUUAUUUACCAAAUUUAUUGAUUCGUAUAGAGCGCAAGUAUUUUCUGAGGUUUUGUAAGCGUGUAAAUAUAAAUAUAGGAUAUUGACAAACGAUAGAUGAAAACAAUUAAUCCUUUGUUAUUUAAAAAGAUGCGAAUUCAUAUCGUAAUUAAAUAUUGUGAUUAUAUUUAGUAAAUUGAUAACGGUUAGAGAUUGUUCAUUUUCAUAUCUUAUAUUGUUUUCUUUCGUAAAUGAAUUGAAAAAUAUAUUGGACAUUUUCAUGUUGGGAAAAAUUAUAUUUACAUUUAAAUAUUGAAAAUCUAUCAAUACGCAGAUAAGUAACAACUAUAACAGAUUUAGGGUUGCCUAAACAAAUUUGUAAAAUUGUUUCAAAGAGUACAUUGAAUCUGACGAAUUUACUAGUAUUUGGACAAAUAAACAUUGUUAUUAAAAAAGAAAUUAUUCAUUUGAAAAUAGAUAGAUUUAUUUAUAUAUUGGAAUUGUGUAGUAAGAGAGCAUCGACUUGAAAAUGGAAGGUAUGAAAUAUUGAGUCGAUAUGUAUAGUACGACAAGAGGGAUAUAUUUUUGAUAGAACAAGUAAUGGAAAAUAAUGUCCCUAGAAAUGUAACACCGCUUUUGUUAUAUUUAUAAUCUUUAUUAUGUUCCAUCAAAAUGUAAUGACAAAGUUAAUGGAGAAUGUUUAAAAAAAAUUGUAAUUUCGUUUAAUUAUCGUAAAAUAAAUUUGAUGUAACGAAAACUUUAUUGUUAACGCAAAAGGAAACAGUAUUUCACUUUAUGAAAAUGAUUAGGCUAUCAUGAUUUCAAUGUGUGCCUUUCACUU
Colletes gigas is the source of this 4565-nucleotide messenger RNA. RefSeq names its product cysteine-rich hydrophobic domain-containing protein 2. The record is from RefSeq and is a predicted model, not a curated record. Bases 256 to 753 code for a protein of 165 amino acids. NCBI's taxonomy places the organism in Eukaryota, Metazoa, Arthropoda, Insecta, Hymenoptera, Colletidae. The transcript has 4 exons.